AUGGAGCGAUUCGCGCGCGCGCUCUGGCUCCGGUGGCUCUGGCUGGCAUGGACCGACCCAGCGCGGCCGUGGGUGGGCACAGGAUCGCCAUGCGAUGUCAAGGACCGGGCUCUCUUCGCCUCGGCCACAAAGGUGGAGGUGGGCGACGGAAGCCGGGCCCUCUUCUGGCACUGCCCAUGGCUGGGCGAGCAGCCGCUCUGCCGGGCCUUCCCGCUGCUGUUCGGCCGGUCCGUCAGGGAAAACUGCACGGUGGCGGAGGCCCUACAAGGAGACAGAUGGGUGCUCGAUCUGAGACACGGCGACACUACAGAAAUCAUCCCCCAGGUCAUCCUGUUGCGGCACCGGAUCAGCGAGGCAAACCUGACCCUCCAUCAAGGGGUGGCAGACGUGAUCAGGUGGAAGGCGGGAGGCCAAUACACGGCGAGAGCAGCUUACAGAAUGCAAUUCACAGAUGAGCCGAGGGAGCAGCUGCAUCAACUCAUAUGGAAGACUUGGGCGCCGGGCAAGGUCAAAAUUUUCCUCUGGCUGCUCAACCUUAAUCGUCUCUAG
Molecule: messenger RNA, 549 nt
Organism: Aegilops tauschii subsp. strangulata
Lineage: Eukaryota; Viridiplantae; Streptophyta; Magnoliopsida; Poales; Poaceae
Source: RefSeq, a predicted model, not a curated record